Molecule: messenger RNA, 1467 nt
Organism: Geosmithia morbida
Lineage: Eukaryota; Fungi; Ascomycota; Sordariomycetes; Hypocreales; Bionectriaceae
Product: Zn-dependent amino- or carboxypeptidase, M28 family
Exons: 4
Coding region: 1-1467 (488 amino acids)
Biological process (GO): proteolysis
Molecular function (GO): metalloexopeptidase activity
Source: RefSeq, a predicted model, not a curated record
AUGAGAUUCAAUAGCAUCGCAUCGACUGGUCUACUGGUGAGCUUGUCGAGCAACCCUUCGGCUUCUAUAGCAAACUCUCUGAUACUACAUGAACCCAGACUCGAGAAUAUCCUUUGGAACUUCAACAAGAUUGCAGUCGACAAUGGUGGCAACCGAGCAUUCGGCCUACCCGGUUACAACGCCUCGCUGGACUUUAUUCUAGAGCGCGUGGUGGGCCGAUUCGGCGAUAAGUUUGACACCUUUGUCCAGCCAUUCACACAUCUCUUCGCUACCACGCACAACAUCUCUCUGACGGGCCCAGACGGCAAGGAAGUCAAGGCAGUCACUCUGCAGUACAACAACCCUACACCUCUGCCUGACGGCGUGACGGCAGCCCUGGUCAACGUGCCCAUCGACGACGAGCGGGGGUCGGGCUGUUUCGAGGACCAGUGGGCGGGACUGAAUGUGGAAAAGAAGAUUGCCCUCGUCAAGCGCGGCUCGUGUGCAAUCGCCGACAAGCUGCGCAUCGCCAAGGGAAAGGGCGCGGUUGGCGCAGUCCUCAUCAACAACGUAGCCGGACCGAACAUUUCGUCCGCCACGCUCAGCGGCGAGAACUACGGAGAUCUAGCCCCCGUGGCCGUCGUCACGCUUGAGCAGGGAACAGGCUGGUGGGAUCAAGUGCAAGCGAACCAGACGGUUGAGGUCAAGCUCGUGGUGGACGCGACUGCGGAGGAUCGCGAGACCUGGCAAGUCAUUUCCGAGACAAAGGAGGGCGACGCGAACAAUGUCAUCAUGGUGGGAGCCCAUCUGGACAGCGUCCAGGCGGGUCCAGGCGUCAACGAUGAUGGAAGUGGCAGCGCCGCCCUGCUAGAGAUCGCCGCGUCGGUGUCCAAGUACACUGGCUAUCACAACAAGCUGCGCUUCGCAUGGUGGGGUGCCGAGGAGAGUGGCCUGGUCGGCUCCCUCUACUAUGUCUCACAGCUGUCUGAGGCAGAGCUCGAUGCGAUCCGCUUCUACUUCAACUACGACAUGAUUGGCUCGCCCGAGCCCUUCUUCCACAUCUACGCCGACACAGACGCGCAUAAGACGGGAGGUCAGAUCCUCUUUGACUAUCUCGAGGAGCAGGGUCGUGACGUGCAAUAUGGAUCAUUUGGAUCUUCGUCGGAUUAUCUCGGCUUCAUAGAGGCCGGUAUUCCCUCGUCGGGCAUCUUCACUGGAGCCGGUGCACCGCAGGACCCUUGUUACCACACGGCAUGCGACGAUAUUGACAAUGUUGACUGGGCCGCGCUGACGGUCAAUACAAAAGCAGCUGGCCGUGCACUGGCAUCUCUUGCCCUCGACGCGUCGCGUGUGCCACCUCGCGACAAGACGAGUGUGAACCCUGCUAGUAGACGUGGCGUAGCGAGGAGUCUCACCAAGUGGAAACGCGUGGCUCUGGGUCUUGACAAGAGACACUCUUGUGCCAGAGACCGGAAGUCGACGAUCUAG